Mesoplodon densirostris (Blainville's beaked whale) is the source of this 441-nucleotide messenger RNA. RefSeq names its product cilia and flagella associated protein 141 (gene CFAP141). The record is from RefSeq and is a predicted model, not a curated record. NCBI's taxonomy places the organism in Eukaryota, Metazoa, Chordata, Mammalia, Artiodactyla, Ziphiidae.
AUGUUACCUUUGAUCCAUUCUGAAAGGAGUAGGACUUUCUCCCCACCUCCCCUAGGAAAUUGGCUACUCCCUGUCUCUAAAGGGAAAGGUCUAUGUGUCUCCCACUAUGAUAGGGUACUGAGUGAGGUACUGGAGAUCAAGGCAGAUCAACAGAACUCCCCUUUCUUGCAUUUUCAAAGGGCCCUGGGACUUAAGAAGAUGGUGGACAGGUGGCGAAAUUCACACACUCAGUGUCUGUGGCAGAUGACGUUAAGCCAGAGGAGAAACCCAUAUGCCAUCCUAAGGAUGCAGGACACUAUGGUGCAGGAGUUGGCACUGGCCAACAAGCAAUUACUGAUGGUCCGUCAAGCUGCCCUGCACCAGCUGUUUGAAAAGGAGCAUCGGCAGUACCAACAGGAACUAAAUCAGAUGGGCAAAGCUUUUUAUGUGGAGAGACUCUAA